AUGGCAUCUGUACUGGGCAGUUACAUACACUUCCCUGAGCUAACCAACACACAGCAGGUGGCCGAGGAAUUUGAGGCCACUGGGGGAUUGUGUGAUGUGAUUGGUUGCAUUGACGGGACACUCAUUCGCAUUGUUAGCUCAGAGGGAGACAAUGCCGAGAGUUACUGCUGUCCUACACAACAUUGCAGUGAACAGUGGCCUUCCUGCUCCCCCUCAUGUGCCACAGCCUCCAGCAGAACCAGCGGGGAGGAUAGUACGCAGGACGGGCAUGAGAGCAGUAAUUCAAACUUGGGAGAAGACAGGGCAAACACACACAAACACCAAACAAACACCACAAAAACACAAAAAAACACCAAAAACACCCUGGAACCACAAACACACCCUGAAAACACCCUGGAACUUCAAAGAGACCCUAAAAACACCUCUAUAACUAACCCAAACACCCAAAACACCCCAAAUACACCCUCGUUUGGACUAGAAAACACCCAAAACACCAUAGAACCACAAACGCAACACCAAAACACCACCACACCCCAAACAAACACAACCACCGAGACACAGGCCCUGGAAACAAACGCAGGUGGCCAAAUAUCCAAACGGCAGAUGAAAAGAGCACUCAAACACGCACGAUGGCUUGAGGGAAAGGCGGAGAGGAGGCGGCGACAGAGAGAGAAAGAGAAAAAGAAACGUUCGAUGGGGCUAACCACCUCUGGACCGUCUAGAAAAGCACUAAAACGUGUCAAAAUGGCGGACAGUGUUUGCAAGCUGCGUGUGGCGAUAGACAUGUCGUUAGAGGGCUUAAUGGACGACCGGCGCUUGGGACAGUGUGUUCGGCAAAUCGGAAGGUGCUACAGUGCAAACAGGCGCGCUUUGAUGCCCUUACAGCUGUACGUGACGUCAUUUGAAGGCCGGCCGAGGUCACAGAUGUCACUGCAGGUCGGCUAUCAAAACUGGGACGUCAAUUUCCAAUCCCAGCAUUACCUUGACAUAUUUCCCAAAAACGACAUCAUUUAUCUCACCUCGGAAAGCGCAAACACGAUCACAACUCUCGACGAAAGUAAAAUCUACAUUAUCGGAGGCCUAGUGGAUUACAAUAGGCUCAAAGGGCACUGCUUAGGCCUAGCUGAGAGGGAGGGAAUAGCCACAGCACGCCUUCCAUUAAGCAAAUACCUGGAUAUGAAAAGCAGAAAGGUGUUGACAAUUGAUCAAGUGUUCCAGGUGUUGGUGGGGGUGGCCGGGGGUGGGGCGUGGAAGGAGGUGUUGCUCUCCACUCUUCCGCUCAGAAAAGGGGCGCGUGGCAAGGAGGAGGAGGAGGAGGAGGAGGAGGAGGAGGAGGAG
Messenger RNA from Portunus trituberculatus (swimming crab), 1338 nucleotides. RefSeq names its product tRNA methyltransferase 10 homolog A-like. Gene Ontology annotation, biological process: tRNA N1-guanine methylation. Gene Ontology annotation, molecular function: tRNA binding. The record is from RefSeq and is a predicted model, not a curated record. Lineage: Eukaryota; Metazoa; Arthropoda; Malacostraca; Decapoda; Portunidae. Gene Ontology annotation, cellular component: nucleus; nucleoplasm. The transcript has 3 exons. The annotation marks the transcript as partial.